This is a messenger RNA of Oncorhynchus gorbuscha (pink salmon), 8261 nucleotides long. RefSeq names its product disks large homolog 5-like. NCBI's taxonomy places the organism in Eukaryota, Metazoa, Chordata, Actinopteri, Salmoniformes, Salmonidae. The record is from RefSeq and is a predicted model, not a curated record. The transcript has 37 exons. Gene Ontology annotation, molecular function: protein binding. Bases 724 to 6795 code for a protein of 2023 amino acids.
CAGCUGCUGCGCUCGAGUCAUGGUGGAGGUUGCGGUUCUGGGGAAAGGCUCUUAAAGAGUUGUACUACUUUUCAGCAUGUCGGUCGAACUCGAUUUAGAAAGACCGGAUUUAAUGGGUAUACGAUGCGGACCACUUCAGACGUAGCCUAAUAGUCACGAAAACGGAGGAAAAGUUGGAUCUUGAACGCUGUUUUAAAAUGUAACCCUUUUUCUUAGCGCACCAGUCAACAGCCCUGGGCAACAAAUAUGGCUACUUGGGUCUACUCUUCUUUCUAUUUGGGAUGAAAGGCGACACAAUUUGGCUAUGCACUACAAUCGUGGGACUACGACUCAACUCUUCCAAGAAGUGACCUAUCCAGAAAUGGUUACGGGUGAACUGUAUAGAGAUCUUAAAGUGGUCAGCUGAUAAAACGUAGGCAACGCGGUAGUCGUGCAAAUAGCAGCGAGUUGAGAGAGAUGGAGUCUAAGCACAAAGAGUUGUUAGAUAAAUGCUACCAGAACUUACUGGAGUCAAUAACACAUGCAGAUCGGGUCGUGGAGGUGUUGUCUCAAACUGGUACCCUCACCCAAUCGGAACGUUAUGAACUGGGUCACAACUGCUCGUCCAACUCGGAGAAAGUGGUACUUCUCCUGAAAAUCUUGAUAAGCAAAGAGAGAGACCAUUUCAAAGACCUUUGCGCUGCCCUAGAAAAGACGCACCCUCACCUGAAUUCUGCACUUUUAAUGAACGGCGUUGGAGACGUAGAUCAUUCAUCUGGGUCCACCUACAGUGUUUUGUCUACCAUGCCGUCUGACUCUGAAAGCAGCACUUCCCUCAGUAGCGCAGGUACCAUGGGUCAAGCCUCGUCCCCUCCUCCAGCCCAUAUGGAGAACCGCCACGGUCAGAUGAGUGAGAAGAUGGAGGCGGUUCUGUUCCAGCUGAGACAGGUGACCCGCGAGAGGGACGAGCUGCGUAAACGCCUGGCCCUGUCCUCGCCCGGCACCACCUUCGAUGACUGCAGGCCCAACACCAAGUCAGGCCAGGACUACGAGCAUCUGAAGCUGCAGUGUAUGAAGGCCAUGGUGGACCUGCAGUCCUUACAGAACCAACACAGCACAACACUGAAGAGAUGUGAGGAGGCUGUGAAGAAAGCUGACUUCUACCACACGCUCCACAGCCGCCUGACCGGCGAGCAGUCUCUGCUGAAGGAGGAGCUGGAUGCUGUGAGGCAGGACAACAUCCAGCUGGUCAGAGAACACAACCAUGUGAAACAGAGCUGUGAGGAGAUGAGGAGACUACAUGAUGAGGACCAGAGACAGCUGGGAGACAUGAGGCUGCUUCACCAACAGGUGAUGAGAGAUGGGUCGUCAGAGAUCCUCAACAAGCUGUAUGACACAGCUAUGGACAAGCUAGAGGGCACCAAGAGAGACUACGAGGCUUUGAGGAAGAGGUUCAAUGAGAAGACAGCCAACCACAACACAGACCUGAGCCGUCUGGAGCAGGCGGAGGAGGAGAACAGGAGGCUACAGAAACAGGUGGACAUGUUGUUGAAGCAGAGAGACGCUGCUACACACUACCAACAACAGUACUCUACCUCUAUGAGGAGGUUUGACUCGACCCAGGCGGAGCUGUCAAAGGCUGCAGUGCAGAACAAGGAGCUACAGAGAGAGAUGGAGCGGCUGCAGACAGAAUCCACACGGCUGAAGACCCAGCAGCUGAAGGCGGUUAAGGACUGUGAGAAGUACAAGGAGGAGAGGGACUCGGUCUUCAAUGAGUACAGACUCAUCAUGAGUGAGAGGGACCAGGUGAUCACAGAGGUGGACAAGCUCCAGACAGGGCUGGAGGUGGCUGAGGCCAAACUGAAGAACACCUCGUCAGAGAGGAGGAUGACCAGCGAAGAGAUGGAGGCACUACGUCAGGAGCUUGGCUCGGCGCUGAUCGACCGAGACAGAGCUAUCUGUGAGAAGAAUGAGCUGCUGGAGAAGUGCUGCCACGAGGUGAAGGACAAGGCUGAGGCCCAGAAGGAGUUGAGCCAGGCCUGUAAAGACAUCCAGACCAUCCGGGAGGAGAGAGACGUAGCCCGCAAGGAGAGGACAGAGGCCAUCAUACAGAGAGACCAGCUACUGAGAGAAUACUACCAGACUAGACAGAAACAAGACUCGACAACCCUGGACAUGGAGCGGGCCAACAAGGAGAUAGAGGUGCUGAGGAAGCAGUAUGAAGCCAUGUCUCAGGAGCUGAAGGAGGCGACGCAGGAAGCAGAGGUGGCCAAGUGUCGACGCGACUGGGCCUUUCAAGAGAGAGACAAGAUAGUGGCAGAGAGAGAGAGUAUUCGAACGUUAUGUGACAACCUGAGGAGAGAGAGGGACCGAGCGGUGAGCGACCUGGCAGAUGCAUUGAGAAACCUAGAUGAUACCAGGAAACAGAAAAACGAUGCGUCACGCGAUCUUAAGGAACUCAAAGAAAGGAUUGAAGACCAGUUGGAAAAGGAGGCCAGUUUUCGUCAGCUGAUGGCUCAUAAUUCACACGAUUCAGCCAUCGACACAGACUCUUUGGAGUGGGAGACGGAAGUUGUGGAGUUUGAGAAAAACAGAGAGGACAUGGAUUUAAAAGCACUUGGUUUUGAUGUUGCCGAGGGGAUAAAUGAGCCAUAUUUACCAGGAGACUGUGGGAUAUUUGUGAGUAAGGUGGACAGAGGAGGUAUUGCUGAAGGAAGGUUAAGAGUGAAUGAUUGGCUGUUGAAGAUUAACAAUGUGGACCUGACCAAUAAGGACAGGAAGCAGGUUCUGAAGGCAGUGCUGAGCGGAGAAGGAGUGAUCAAUAUGGUGGUCCGCAGGAGGAAAUCUCUGGGAGGACGCUUAAUCACUCCUAUUGAGAUCAACCUCACAGGAUACAAAGCCAGUGGUAUAGGGCUGGAGUGUGGGGUGUUUGUAGCUGGGGUCACUCCGGGCUCUCCAGCAACCAAGGAGGGUUCACUCACAGUCGGAGAUCGACUCAUCGCUAUAAAUGGAAUAGCACUAGAUAACAAGUCACUGUCUGAGUGUGAAGCUUUACUGCGGAGCUGCAGAGAUGCUCUCAGCGUCUCUCUCAUCAAGAGUUGCUCCGGCCAGAGUAUCUUUGAAAACCUGCGAGACGCCUCAGAGAAGACCUCCAACUGCCGCUCGCUCCACUCUUGGCACUCCCGGAACUCCAAGAACAACAACAGCUCUACCCAGACAGACAUGUUCUGCCCUGAUAUUGGCUCCAGUGGUGGAGAGAGACACAACCAUCCCAACAAAGACAGGAGUCAUAGCAACGUUGUAGCAGUAGACAACAACAGUAGAGGUGGCUCCAUCUGCCAGCACAAGCCGUUUUCCAGUAGCUCCAUGUACUCCCGCUCUCUAUCCCACAGGGGGAGCUGUCUGCAGCACAGCCCAGUUAGUUCAGGGCCAUUGGGGUCUCCAGAGCCCCACCAGGACUACUGCUACAGGAGAGGGGAGUCACACAGCAGACGACCUCUCACCUUCACCCCUGUGGCCUCCGACUGUAUUACCCUGCAGAGCACGCUGCUGGACAGAGGAGGAGACAGAGACAGAGGAGGUGACAGAGACAGAGGAGGUGACAGAGACAGAGGAGGUGACAGAGACAGAGGAGGUGACAGAGACAGAGGAGGAGACAGAGACAGAGGAGGAGACAGAGACAGAGGAGGAGAGGAAGAACACACCACUACUCCAGAGAGAGAGAAGCUGAGCGGAGGCACCUGGCCUAAAGUCUUGGUGGGCGCGUCCAUCCUCGAGUGUGCCCAGCUCUCCAUCUAUAAGAAGCCCAAGCAGAGGAAGUCCAUCUUCGACGCAGACACCUUCAAACGGCCCGAGGCGUCUUCCAAACUGGACUACCUCUCCUUGUCCCAGCUAUCAAAACACUCCCCGCAGGACUCUCAGUCUGAGGUGGGGCCAGGGGUGGGGAUAGGGCAGACCCCUCCCACCCCACCUCAGAGGAGCGAUUCGUUCAGGUUCAAACAUCGCCAGCAGAUCAGCUCUGCCUCGGACUCCACCAUCACCACAGGGACAGGCACCCCUCCAACCCCCCCGGGCCAGGCCCCAGGUGGCCUACCCCUGGUGGGAAAACAACAGGAGGUGGGGGGGCUGGAGGGUCGAGACAGAGACGGAGAUAGGGAAAGGGACAGAGAUGGGGACAGAGACAGAGACGGGGAUAGUGAGAAGCACAAUUACUACAUAGACCCUCCUGGAGAGGGGAUGCAGCCAAUCAUCAGCUCCAGGAAGUCAUGUGAUGAGGAUGUAAGCAGGCAGAGGGGGGAGGAGCUGGACAGGGACAGGAGAAGGUACCGUCCCAAAUCAGCCCCUGCGUUACGCCGGAACAUGACCCCUCUACACAUCCACAUCCCUAUCCAGAGUUUCUCUAAUGACGAGGCGUCUCCAGAGCCGGUGGACUUGGUGCGUUUCUCUCCCAUGCGCUCUCAUCGUUACAGCAUGCCUUUGGUACCACCAGGAUACAGCAGCACCAUGACUGCACACCCCGGACACAGAGGUCUAGCCCCGUGUCCUGCUGUCACCGCUGUGAUGAGGAACCCAGUCUAUACUGCCUGGAGCCAUGACGUUCACACAAACCACAACUGUCCUCCUGCACCCACCUCAGGCAACCACUCACACUCUCACCCCAGUCCCCAGCACCAAGGUCGUCUGAGCCUGGAUUUGAGCCACAAGCGGUCUGGUGACUUAACGUCAGAUUCAUCACCCUGUAGCCAGACACCACACAGCACCAACUCCCUGCCCUCCAGUACCAGACUGGGUUCCUCUGGUAAUUUACAUUUCCGGCAGGAGCGUAUUAAAACCCCCCCUACUCGAUACCCACGGUCUGUUGCAGGGUCUGAUAGAGGGUCCUUGUCCCAUUCAGAGUGCAGCUCCCUGUCCCACUCCACUUCUCCCAUGUCCCCCGCCAAUCUAGAGACAGCGUCCUUUGCCAGCAGCCAAUCACAGAGCUCUAUCUCCACCAGCGCCACCCAGCCCAGGAUAUCAGCCAGCCCUGCCUUAAUAGGGGACCGACGGAAGGACAGGCCCUAUCUGGAGGAGCCCCGUAACGUGACGGUACAGAAGGGGGCAGAACCGCUGGGCAUCUCCAUAGUGAGUGGGGAGAAUGGGGGUGUGUUCGUGUCCAAGGUGACGGCAGGAAGCAUUGCGCACCAAGCACGGCUGGAGUACGGGGACCAACUGCUGGAGUUUAAUGGGAUCAACUUGCGGAACGCCAAUGAGCAGCAGGCGAGGCUUGUGAUUGGUCAGCAGUGUGACACCAUCACCAUCCUGGCUCAGUACAAUCCACACAUGUUCCAGCUGGGAAACCACUCUCGCUCCAGUUCUCGCAUGGAGUCCAUCAGUGGUCAGCCAACCCCCCAGCUCAGCGGAGCCACCACUCCAGACAAUCACUCCGUCAUCGACACCUUGAGUGAGCAAGACGAAGGGACCAUGACACCACCUUCUAAACAGACCACCCCAGCCACCAGCCCUCACAGCUCCUUCAGGCUAUCUUCUCCAGGUGCAGGCUCUCGCAGGGCCCCAGAGGUGAGACUGGUGCGGCUGAAGAAGGCCCAGGGAGAGUUGGGGGUGCAGCUCUGUGGAGGGAACCUGUAUGGUAUAUAUGUAGAGAGUCUGGAGGAUGACAGCCCUGCCAAGUGUCCCGACGGACUGGUGCCUGGAGACCAAAUACUGGAGUACAAUGGUGUCAACAUGAAGAAUAAGACUGCGGAAGAGGCUUACCUGGAGAUGUUGAAACCGGCUGAAACGGUCAUGUUUAAAGUCCAACAUCGUCUGGAUGAGCUCGCCAUGCUCAAAGACUCACCAGGAGAUGGGUUUUAUAUCAGAGCACUUUAUGAGCGAGUAGCAGAGAUGGAGCUGGAGCUGAGUUUCAAGAAGGAUGACAUCCUGUACAUUGAAGACACGCUACCAAAGGGCAACUUUGGCUUCUGGAUGGCGUGGCAGUUAGAUGAGAGCGCACGCAAGCUGGCACGAGGGCAGGUACCCAGCAAAUACAUAAUGGACCAGGAGUUCUACAGGAGACACAGCAUGCCUGAUAUGAAGGAUGAGAGCGGUACCGCCAGUAAGACCCUCUCGGCUGCCGCUCGCAGGUCCUUCUUCCGCAGGAAACAGAAACACAAGCGCUCUGAGUCUAAAGACGGGAAGGACCUAGUGGACGCCAUCAGCACUGACUCACUGCCCAUCAUGGAGGAUGGUGUGAGCCUGGCCUACCAGAGGAUCCAGAAGGUAGAGUGUUCCAGCCCCAGACCAGUGCUGGUUCUGGGGCCCCUAGUGGAGGCUAACAAGGACAUGCUGGUGAAGGAGGCCCCUGGGAGGUUCUGUCGGUGCCUACCUGAGGUGAUGAAGGCAUCUCAGCAGGCGAUAGAACGAGGGGUGAAGGACUGCGUCUUCAUCGACUUCAAACGAAGGAGCGGCCAUUUUGAUGUCACAACUGUUGCUUCCAUCAAGGAAAUCACAGAGAAGGAUUGUCACUGUUUACUUGACAUUGCACCCCACGCCAUCGAACGGCUUCACAGCGUUCACAUCUACCCAAUUGUCAUUUUCAUUCGCUACAAAAAUGCAAAGCAGAUAAAAGAACAGAAGGAUCCUCUAUACUUACGGGAUAAAGUCUCUCAGAAACAUUCCAAGGAGCAGUUUGAGAUGGCACAGAAAACUGAACAGGAGUACAGCAAGGUCUUUACAGGUAUCGUCCAAGGAGGAAGCCUGUCCUACAUUUGCACUCAGAUCAUGACUAUAGUGGACCAAGAACAAAGUAAAGUCAUAUGGAUUCCUGAUGGAGCUUUCUAGAAGGUUUCUAGGUGCUUCUAUCUAUGUAACACUUCAACCCUUAACAAGGAAGGUUGGGUAUGAUACACUUAUCCACAGCUAAAUGUUAAAAACUAGUCAACAAUAUCACAUCACUGUUGUUAUAGUCAACUAUGAGGGUUGCAUUCCAAAUAGCACCCUAUUCCCUAUGUAGUGCACUACUUCCCCAAGUAGUGCACUAUAUAUAGGGAAUAGGGUGCUAUUUGGGAUGCAGCUUCUGAUAUACUCUCAACAUAAUAACACUUAUCUGAAAGAUGAAGAUUCAUAUAGCACUGAUUUGUCUCACACCCCACAAAUAGAAGUAAUAAUCCCACUAUAAUGAUGAUGUCAUAGUGAUGCUGUAUACUUCAGACAGGCCUAGAGAUUCGUUUACACUAGUAUUUAAUAUUGUAAUGCUUUUUUACUUGAAUGUUUGUCCCUUAACUCCACUAUGGCCUGGACUCUUCCUGUUCCUAUGGUUCUCAAUCAUAUGUCAGAAUAGAAGUUGAUGCAUGGAAUAGAAGAAAACAACAUUUUAGACUUAUCUCAGACCUGUUUGUGCUGUAGUUGUUAUCAUGAUGUCACAACGGAUCUGGGAUCAGUCUAGAAGACCAUGUAAUAACCAUGAUGAACUAUAGUUAUGGCAACAGGCUCAACAUGGGUGCAGCAAGUUUUUCUUAACAGAAUGGAAUGGACCACUGUGUUCAUCUUUAUGUAUGUUUUCUUUGUCAUUUCAAUUCUCUAAUCCCAAUCUAAUAAUGUUGGUUAUGAACCUUCCUUUAUAGCCUACAAAUGUAGCAGUUAGUGAACAGAAAUGAUUGUGUAUGUUGUAUUUUUCUCCCUCUGUUUGUCAUAUAAUUUACAUAUUUAAAGACAAAAAUGUAUGACAAAUCUGCAUGAUUCUUUUCUUUCCCCAAGUUGAUGUAAAUGACAGACGUUUGUUUUACAACCCACUUACUGUUCUCAAUGCAAAAUUCCAGAUUAUAUAUAUAUAUAUAUAUAUAUAUGUUUCCUUCUGUAUGUUGUGCCAAACUAAACAGAUUUGUUCUGCACCACUUAUCCUUCAACCUAGUAAUGCUUGAACACUAAGAAAUGCAAUAAUACUUUACCGUAGGUACGAUAGUUUCACCAUGAGAAAAUGUAUGUGUUGUAGAGUUGUUCCAAUGUUCCUAACAUUUCAUACAUUUCCUAAUGGGCAUCUCUAUUACCCGAAAUGUAGAAUUUAAAAAAGGGAUAUUUUAUUUCUGUUCUAGGGGUUUGAAUGCACCAAAUUAAGAGGAUGAAUUCAUACAUUUCAACAUUAUGAUAAACUGGUAAAUUACUUUUCCUUUUUUCUCUAUAAUAUUUCAUCUUCUCAUGUUGGUUGAAACACGAAAAUAGACUAUAGAUAUAACUUCACUUCUCAAUGAAAUUAUAUUAUUUGUAUCAAAUGUUAAGAAAAAUAAAUACAUGUGGGGAACGUUGUCCAA